Raphanus sativus (radish) is the source of this 1002-nucleotide messenger RNA. RefSeq names its product 60S ribosomal protein L10a-1. Lineage: Eukaryota; Viridiplantae; Streptophyta; Magnoliopsida; Brassicales; Brassicaceae. The coding region runs from base 151 to 801 and encodes 216 amino acids. The record is from RefSeq and is a predicted model, not a curated record. Gene Ontology annotation, cellular component: large ribosomal subunit. Gene Ontology annotation, biological process: translation. The transcript is spliced from 3 exons. Gene Ontology annotation, molecular function: structural constituent of ribosome; RNA binding.
UCAUUAGGUAAGGACUGCGUCACUUGUUGUAGCUUGAAUCUUCUUCUUUUAGGUUUUAUUAUACUUGUUUCUCGAAUUCAAUUUCAGAUUUUAUUUAUUUUGUUUGUUUUUGUUUGUUAGCAGGAUCAGAUCUUUUGAGACAAGCUCAAAAUGAGUAAGCUUCAGAGUGAGGCUGUUAAAGAAGCCAUAACUGUCAUCAGAGGAAAAUCAGAAGAGAAGAAACGCAACUUCGUUGAGACUCUCGAGCUCCAGAUUGGUCUGAAAAAUUAUGACCCUCAAAAGGACAAACGUUUCAGUGGUUCCGUCAAGUUACCACACAUUCCCCGUCCCAAGAUGAAGAUCUGCAUGCUCGGAGACGCCCAGCACGUCGAGGAGGCUGAGAAAAUGGGGCUGGACUCUAUGGACGUGGAGUCUCUGAAAAAGCUCAACAAGAACAAGAAGCUCGUCAAGAAGCUUGCCAAGAAGUACCACGCCUUCUUGGCCUCUGAAUCCGUCAUCAAGCAGAUCCCUCGUCUUCUCGGUCCUGGACUCAACAAGGCAGGCAAGUUCCCGACGCUUGUGAGCCACCAGGAAUCGCUAGAGGGGAAGGUGAAUGAAACUAAGGCUACAGUGAAGUUUCAGCUGAAGAAGGUUCUGUGUAUGGGUGUUGCUGUUGGUAACCUCUCCAUGGAGGAGAAGCACAUUUUUCAGAAUGUCCAGAUGAGUGUCAACUUCCUCGUCUCUUUGUUGAAGAAGAACUGGCAAAACGUGAGGUGUUUGUACCUCAAGAGCACAAUGGGACCACCACAAAGAAUCUUCUGAGCUCCUCAAGCAGCUGCUUCAAUGGUGGCUAUUACACUUGCCCUUUUGUUUUUGUUUCGGACAUAUUUGAAAGGCUGUAAGAAUUGUGUUGGCUUUGGUUGAUGGAUUUUGUAGCUUAUAUUAUCUUGAAUUAUUUGUUCAUGAAGAUUCAGCAAACAAAUAAUGUUCUAAAUGAAAACAAUAAUGUCUUUGCCAGUGCCA